CUGGGACGGCUGGGCGCCACAGCGCCUUAGGCGAUAGGGGCGACGGCUCCACUUCCGCGGGCCGGCCGGCGACCUUACGACGGCCUUCAGCGAGGGCGAGAGUGCCGGCACGGGUCUCAGUCGUACAACAGCAGCCGAGGGGGGCGGACGUGCCUGCGCAGCUCCCGAUCGGUUCGGGGCAUUCGGAGAGGAUGGCGUCAGUUCAUAUCACGGUGCUGCUGACAGCAGCGUUGGCCGCUUUGGCGGUGACAGCUGCCCCUCAGGAUGGUCUGCCCACACCUCCAAUCAUCAUGUUUGGAGGAUUCCGGCCCAUAUCAUCAUCGAACAGCGGCCCAUCGCCCGGGGUCAACCGGCAACUGCAGGUCAACUCUGGUCGUGGCCGGCCGGUGCCUCGCCCCGUCAACAUUCCUCUCCGGCCGGCCGGAAUCGUCCUGCCGCAGCGGCCUGGCAGGCUGCUCUUCAACAACAACAACAACAACAACAAUAACAACAACAACGGUGGAGGUCAGAGCCCGCAGACGUUUGUGCAGAGUCCGCCGCGGCGGCCGGCUGCGGCUCGUCCGGUGAUUGCGGCGCCGGUCCGCCCCGCGCCGCCUCAGGUGGUCCAAGUCCAGCAGCAGCAGCAGAGGCCUCCUCAGCCCCCUCAGCAGCGUCCCCCUCAGCCUCGGCCCCAGCAGCAGCAGAGGCCCCCUCAGCCACCUCAGCAGCGACCUCCUCAGCGUCCCCAACAGCAGCGGCCUCAGCCGCAACCCCAGAGACCUCCUCAGCCCCAGAGGCCUCCCCAGCCCCAGCCCCAGAGGCCCCCUCAGCCUCGGCCUCAGCAGCAGCGACCCCAGCCCCAGCCCCAGCCCCAGCGACCUCCCCAGCCCCAGCCGAAGCCCCAGCCCCAGCGACCUCCUCAGCCCCAGCCCCAGCUCCAGUCCCAGCCGAAGCCCCAGCCGCAGCCGCAGAGGUUGCCGCAGAACAAGGGGAACGUUCACGCCGGCGUGCUGCCGCUGCAGAAUGAGGUGGCUGCCGACUCACUGCCGCUCUUCCCGCCACUGGGUAAUGCUGGCCGCUAACAGCCGCGAUUGCAGCGCCAUCUGCAUGUAUACAUCGACAGCAGCGCCCCUGGCAGGACCUUAGUGAAACUGGUGGUUGACUGACAUAAGAAGUUACAUCAACAUGCAACGGGCGUGAAGGGAAGACUGCGAGCUACCUACCCAUGCGAUAUUGCUGAUGUGGACUGAGCUGAUAAAUAAGGAUGAUGCACCGUCCUCGCUUACCGAAAAUAGCAACCAAGACCAGCGAUCAGUGAGGGUAUGCUAGCAUAGCAUAGUGCCGCGAAGUGAUUAUGGACCAAUUCUUCCUCACUGGGGUCCACAGCGACCAUUAGUGGGGAGGCUUCAACUUCCAUGCAACUCGAAUGGACACAAUCGUGAUGUUACCAGCGGCCAGCUCAGAGCACUUGUCCCCGUCUGUUGGAAACAGAGGUAGUGGUCACGAAGUGCAGUGAGGAGUGAACAUUGUCGCCCAAGGAGCUGAUAUUGGAAACCGUCAGUUUCCGGAAUCACGUAACGUGCUAAGAGUGAAUUGGGAAUGGAUACAAUAGUAUGAUGUGCUGUAUUUUUAAGUGAUGACUAAGAGUAGGAGAAUCGACAGCUACAUAGGUGUUUAUGUGAUUUUGAUACAUUUCAACCCUGGUGUCAUCGAAGACCCUUCAAGACAUCGGUUCGUUCGCGAACUGUAUAUCAAUAUAUAUCAUUAUUUAUAGCCCUUCGAAACUACUGGAAAAACAAUGUGUGAUGUAAAAUAUCGCAAAUAAUUGAGUUCGUGUUCCAUCGGCUGACAUUGCUAGUUGCUACACAAAAACACUGUUAUUUCCAAGGGAUAAUUAUUGGCAGAUUUGUCAUCACCGUUCAUUGCACUUUAUUGCACUGGUCAGUGAUUGCGAGCAUCGAGUCACUAUAUUUAUGCUUAUAAAUGUGUGUGUGUGUGUGUGUCUGUUCUGUAUGCUGUGUUUGUUGUCAAAUAGAUGUUUUCACAAGUCUGAGA
Messenger RNA from Amphibalanus amphitrite, 2034 nucleotides. Its product is annotated as activating signal cointegrator 1 complex subunit 2 homolog. NCBI's taxonomy places the organism in Eukaryota, Metazoa, Arthropoda, Thecostraca, Balanomorpha, Balanidae. Bases 192 to 1061 code for a protein of 289 amino acids. The record is from RefSeq and is a predicted model, not a curated record. The transcript has 4 exons.